This is a messenger RNA of Puccinia graminis f. sp. tritici CRL 75-36-700-3, 1354 nucleotides long. RefSeq names its product hydroxyacylglutathione hydrolase. Gene Ontology annotation, molecular function: hydroxyacylglutathione hydrolase activity. NCBI's taxonomy places the organism in Eukaryota, Fungi, Basidiomycota, Pucciniomycetes, Pucciniales, Pucciniaceae. The coding region runs from base 71 to 1069 and encodes 332 amino acids. The record is from RefSeq and is a predicted model, not a curated record. The transcript has 8 exons.
AUUUAAUAAUUUGUUGGUCAACAGCCCCAUAUCAAAUUGGUUGUGGUUGCACAGCGAAAGUCGACGAUCGAUGACUCGGCUUACUGCAGCACUCUUCCGGACCGGAUUCACAGCCACAGCUCGAGGAUUGUCGAAGGCUGCUUCAAUCCGAUCAGUAGCACAUCAGAACAGCCAUCUCCUCAGUAGAAGGGAAACAAGACCACUACACUCAAGCCCAACGAUAAGUUUCAAGAUGAGAAUCGUUCCGGUACCAGUAAGGGAAGACAAUUACUCGUACCUGAUCAUAGACGAAAAAACCAACUCGGCAGCAGUUGUCGAUCCGUGUGAACCCAAGGACAUCAUCAAAGCAGCCAAAGCUGAAAACGUCACGCUUUCGGGCACCAUCCUGACCACUCACCACCAUGAAGACCAUUCAGGAGGCAACCUCGAACUCAUCUCAUUCUUACAAGAAAACGACACAUCCAAAGACAAAGUGAAAGUCUAUGGAGGCAGCAAGAAGAUUCCAGGCUUGACGAACUUGGUCGAACACAAGUCAAAUUUCAAAUUGGGCUUAGGAGAGAAGGCAGGCGAGAAUGAUGGGGGUGGGAUCGAAGUGAGUUGCUUAGCCACCCCGUGUCAUACUGGUGAUAGUAUUUGCUACUAUCUCCAGGACUCUCGUCAGGGUGGACCUGGCUGUGUUUUCACUGGUGAUACCUUGUUUGUGGCUGGCUGUGGUCGAUUCUUCGAAGGUACGCCCGAGGAGAUGGACCAAGCGUUGAACCAAAGAUUGGCUUCAUUACCUGAUGAAACGAUCACGUAUGUUGGACACGAAUAUACUAAAUCCAAUGCAGCCUUCGCCAAGUCCAUCGAGCCUAAAAAUCAGCACCUUCUUAGCUUGAUCAAAGCCUGUGAAUCGAAAGAUUUGGCGGGGAUAACAACGGGUAAAUACACGAUCGGUGACGAAAAGAAAUUUAACCCGUUUAUGAGACUCGAAGAGCCAGAUGUCGCCAGCGCUGUCGGGCUCAACUCACCAUCAAGAGUCGAAGUGAUGACCAAGUUGAGAGAACUCAAAAACUCUUUCAAAGCUUAAGGUCCUCUUAUUUCAUUUUCCCAAAAGAAAUAAAAUAAAAAAGACCGGCAUGUAUGCCAGGUUUUUGAACGAAUGUUCAUAUGUUGAUUGUAAAAUGCUCUUACCAUUGUCAUACUGACAAGCAAGUGUAUUAUCGCCAAGAAAUUGUCUGUUGAUUCACAGAGCCGAUCCAACUUUGGCGAUAAAGAAUUGGAGAAUGAGAGAGAAUAUGAGAUGGCGUUAGUAACUUAUCUUCAUCGCAGAAAAAACGCUACUCAUGUGAUGGAAAAUAUUGAUUAAUCCCGG